AGUAGGCGACUGAGCUUGAAAGCACUUACCGUUAAACCAGAGCGCUUUGUCCGCGACAGGACGGCCAUCUUUCUGCUGAAGGAGACGGACGGGAAAAGAAAAUCCAUCUCACCGGGAGCAUGGCUGCGCACGGCAACCAGUACAUCUUCGGGGAGUUCAGCCCGGACGAGUUCAAGCAGUUCUUUGUGACGCCUCGCUGUUUUGUUGAGCUUCCCCCCUUCAAUGAGAGAGCCUCCUGUGUCAGUCAUAACUCAGCGUUUUGUGAGAAGUCCGUCCUUCAUACCUGGACUGUAAUCGAUAAGAAUAAACGUUCAUGUUUUUUGUUCAUGUGUGAUUUUGAACCUGUUCCUGCACCACAAAAUAAAAAAAAAAAAUCAAUAAAAUCGAGCAGUACUGAUAUAUUGACCCUGAUUUGUAUUAAUUAUUCAGGAGGUUACUGCACUGUUGAUGUGCCGUACAUUACGGAAUCAAUGAGACGGCAGGUCUGCGGAGAGGACUACCAACACAUCGAGUUCGGCGUGGAUGAGGUGAUGAGUUCGGAGCCUGUGGUGGUGAAAGACUCCUUGUACAAAGUGUCCAGCACUCUGAACCCUCAGGCUCCCGAGUUCAUCCUGGGCUGCCAGCCGGCUCAGAAACCUCUUCCCACGGCCGCCCCGGUCUCCUGCGUCUCGCCUGGGGCCGAUUUUAACUCUGUGGACUGCGCCGACUCCGAGCCCUCGGCCCUGGACGGCCAGCAGGCCUGCUCCGACGUGGAUGGCGUCUCCAGCGGCCUGGGCCAGCGAGAGCGCAAGAAAAAGAAAAAACGACCUCCGGGAUACUACAACUACCUGGAGGGUUGUGAGAGCGGCGGUGUGGCGGCGGACGGUGUGACCGGCACGGGGCUGGUGAACGGACACGGCCUCGGCACUCCGGCCCUGGGAUCCGAGGACACUGGCACCGAUCUGAUCCCUUCCACACAUUCUUCCACAUCAUCCACAGUUCCGCCUGGCCCUCCUACCAAUCAGAGGACUUGUGAUAGCCCUGAUGAAUCCUCUGUGGACUUGACGAGCGGAACCGCCUCUUUGUUGGACGGUAAUGCUGCGGCUUCCUCGUCCUCCUCUUCCUCCUCCUCUUCCUCUUCUUCUUCUUCCUCCUCCUCUUCCUCUUCCUCCCAGAGUGGUGGCCAUGCUGAAGGGGCCAGGACUGCAGAGCCGCACUCAGAACCCCCCGCUCUAGAGAGCCCUGAACUGCAGGGCAGUGACGGGAACGUCCCUUGCCCGACCUCCUCACCUUCUCCUCCGCCUUCUGCUGCUGUGCUCACCGCAGAUCUUGCUACUACUGACGAGGACGGGCGCCAGGCUAACGGGACGCCGGAGCAGUCGCCUGCCACCAGACUCGACAAUUCCGAUCCUCAGGCAAGCGCUGCUCCGGUCCCGUCUCCCACGGACUCAGGGGUCCAAGCACCUUCGCUUUCUCCUCUCUCUCCUGCCACGGCGCCUGUCCCCAACACCCCCAAAUCCUGGGCUAGUCUCUUCCACAACUCCAAGCCUUUGCCUGGAGGCCCUCAGGCGUACGUCGAGGUGAAGGCCACAGCUGUCGCAGUGCCUGCGACUCCCACUGCUGCCGCCGAGCAGCCCGAGAAACCAUGCGACGUCCAGGAGGGCCCAGUUCCCGUCUCUGAAGACCCCAUGGCACCGAAACUGGCAGAACUUAUCGACAAUGUGAAACUGAUCCACAAGCCCGUGUCUCUGCAACCCAGAGGACUGAUCAACAAGGGGAACUGGUGCUACAUCAACGCCACCCUGCAGGCGCUGAUCGCGUGCCCGCCCAUGUACCACCUGAUGAAGUCGAUUCCCAUCUUCAGCGACACGCAAAGACCCUGCACCUCCACGCCCAUGAUGGACAACUUUGUUCGGCUCGUCAACGAGUUCAGCAACAUGCCCGUUCCCUCGAAGGCCAAACAGCAAGCUGCAGGAGAGAAGGUGAUCAAAGAUAUCAGACCAGGUGUUCCCUUCGAGCCUACGUAUAUCUACAAACUCCUCAUGCUGAUUAAAUGCAGCCUCUCGGAGAAGGGUCGUCAGGAGGACGCCGAGGAGUAUCUGGGCUUCACGCUGAACGGACUGCACGAGGAGAUGCUGGCACUCAAGAAGCUCAUCUCUCCACCGGACGAGAAAGCGUCCACACCGAACGGGCCGGGUUCCCACGUGGGCGCCGAGGAACCCACGAACAAGGGGGAGGACGAGGAAGAGGAGGGCAGCGAGGACGAGUGGGAGCAGGUUGGACCCAGGAACAAAACCUCCAUCACCCGGCAAGCAGAUUUCAUCCGCACCCCCAUCACCGACAUAUUCGGAGGACACAUCAGAUCGGUGGUGUACCAGCAGAGCUCGAAAGAGUCGGCUACGCUCCAGCCGUUCUUCACCCUGCAGCUGGACAUCCAGUCUGAGAAGAUCCGCACGGUUCAGGAGGCGCUGGAGACCAUGGUGGCUCGCGAGUCUGUCCAGGGCUACACCACUAAAACCAAGCAGGAGAUCGAGAUCAGCCGAAGAGUGACUCUGGAGGAACUUCCUCCUGUGCUCGUGCUCCACCUCAAGAGGUUUGUCUUUGAGAAGACCGGCGGCUGUCAGAAACUGGUCAAGAACAUCGAUUACCCCGUGGACCUGGAGAUUAGCAAAGAUCUCCUCUCACCGGGCGUGCGGAGCAAAACUAUGAAAGGCCAAAGAACCUACAGGCUCUUUGCAGUCGUCUAUCACCACGGGAACAGCGCCACGGGCGGCCAUUACACUACGGACGUCUUCCACAUCGGGCUGAACGGCUGGCUGCGCAUCGACGACCAGGUGGUGAAGGUCAUCAACCAGUACCACGUGGUGAAGCAGACUGCAGAGCGCACCGCUUACCUGCUUUACUACCGCCGUGUCGACCUGCUGUAGAAACACACACACACACACACACACACACCCCCACACACACACACAGAGCGCUCAUACAUACGCACACACUUUCUAACACAACACAUACUCACACACCUCAACAGGAACACUGCCCAACUUCUUCGCAUGUGAGUUUCCUCCUUCAUCAUCCCUCGCUUUUACACACACACACACACACACACACACACACACACACACACACACACAGCCGGCUUUUCCACAUUUUUGUCAUCAUUUCGGAGGAAGAGGGGAAAAUUCUGGUAUCAAAUCUGGUAUCUAAAGACUUCCAUGAGGUGGCGCUCCCUCCCACGCGUGUGGAGACGUUUAGAGAUGGACAUUGCGGAGUGAAGGACACGACGGACCGAGACGCUUUAAUCCCCACGGCCUCGUUCGAGACGGAACCCGAGGGACUGCGCGAUAUUAUAUAUAUCUAUUUUUUUUCUUUGUUUAAUCUACUUUUUUUUUUUUUUUAAUGGCAUAGUCCGAGAGCAAACAAUUGAAGUGUUUUGCCUUUUCUCGAAGGGGUUCGACGGAUGUUCUGCCGGAUGAAAUCGUCGACUUUUUUUGAUGCCCCGCACCAGCAAACUUUAAAACCGCGUCGAAGGCGCAGAACACGAGUUUCCUUCCGAAUCCCAACGACGCAAGACGCUCUGGUCUGGUCUGGUCUACCGCUGCCACCUCUUUUUCUCCUCCUCCUCUACUCUCUCGUCUGUUCUUCACGAUCUCGACACUCAGGCCUAGCUGAGGGGAAACAAAAACACUGGAGCCAUCGGAUUAUACGGAGACGUCGGACUCGGGAGCGGGGGAGCUGUGGAGCUGCAGCGGGAGACAUGAAAUAAAUCGAAAUGCUUUUUUUUUUUUUUCUUUUUUUUUGGCUUUGCGAGAACCUUGGGUGUGGUUUCUGGGUGUAGAUUUAGACUGAUUUAACAAUUUUAACGCGCUUUAGGACAUAAUGUUGAUUUACAAGGAUAAGAAGCUAUUGUGCACGUAAAACCCUUUUGAAAUUUGAUCAAUAAAAGUGAAAGAUCGAAACGCGCGGCCGAAUAUAUGCACAUUUUUCACCGAGAGAUCGGACGCCUGGGGAAAGUGCGCGCGAUGGUGAACGAUGUUACAUAUUUUUUUUGUUUGUUUGUUUGUGUCCCCCCCCCCCCCCUUUUCUCCACCAUCGACCCAUGUUUCGGUCCUGUUUUGGUUUUUAAUCGUACAACAUUUAAGGGGUGUGUCCAGGGGGCGUGUCUCACUUUGGCUCAGCCAGUCCUGGGCCUUUAUUUAGAGGAGGACGCUGCCGUUACUCCACGUCCCUGCGUUCGGCAGCCUCGGCCUCUUGGUGUACUGUAUGCUUUUUGGCGACGGUUUUCGAUAUCAGAGUCGUGUGAUCUUUUCAGUGAACAGCUGGGAAUCCUGCAUGGCUAUACGAGCUAAUAAACCCCUAACACACACACACACACACACACACACACACAAUCAUGUUCGCUUUUGUUUCAUCGACCAUUCAUCAAGCUUAUACACUGAUUGAUUUGUAUUAAUUUUUUUUAAACAAUCCCCCCCCGUUAUCCCUUAAUUUAGUUUUGAUUUUUUUUUUGUUUUUAUUUGAUUUUUCAUCUGAAUUGAUUUCAAUUGAAAAAGAAAUUUGACCCGACAUUAAGCACAAUAACCAAUAAAGUUGUACAAGUUCUACAGUGGAUCAUAUACGUUUUAUUAUUAUUUUUUUUUUAACAAUAACACAAACGGGAGCUGCACACCAGGACAGAAAAGAAAUGUAAGAUUGUUUGUUUGUUUGUUUGUUUUUGUUUGUUUGUUUCCUCUUUCCAAAUGUUUUGGCUUUUGAAAUGAUCUCAUACGUUUAUAAGUGUGUAUAAAUGUCACAACUCUUCUGCCAGCUGAUGCAAAAAAAAAAAAAAAACAAAAGAAAAAAAUCUUUAAUGCUAUCUAAGUAAUCGCUGUUAGCUGAGAUUCUGGUGAAUUUACACGCCAGCUUUUCUGGAAGUUUCUGAGCCUCUGCGAGAAUACCCAACAUCGCCAUACGUUUGAACAGAAGUAUAAAUCCGUGCUAAUCAGGGGUGGGCAAAUCCUGAGUUCUCCUUCUUUACUAUUGGUUGCCUGGACGCCUUAUGAUGAAGAUACUAUUUAGCCUGAUAUGUAGUGAAGUAGUACGCUAGCUGUGCGAGUUAAUAUAGUCUAAGAGCGAAACGGAAAUAUGAUUUCACGAUGCCGUGUUUUUGACCCGACGGACGACGUUUUGUCCGCACCGUCCACGUGUAAAAUCUGUUCUCCGAGUCUGCCUAGCGUCUUUCAGUUUCUGCUAGGGCUGGGCGAUAUGACCCAAAUAUCACAUCACAUCACGAUACGUGAAGACAUUCCUACAAUACAAGACGAGCAUCACGAGAUAGAAUUUAGCUACCGAACUGUCGGCAAAACGGUAAUAAAAUAAACAAAUAGUACUUUUUUUUUUAAAAAUAGGCGCAGCGGUAUCCGUUCAGUAUGGUUCAAUUUGUGAUUAUUGAAAAUAAAUAAAUAAAUCGCCAUACCAAUGAUGUCUCAGAAAAGCGUAUGGAGAUAUCGCCAGGUCUAGUCUCUACCGAUGUGUUUACCACCGAGGCGACUGCGUGUAGCGAGGUUUCGUCAGUCUUUCUUUAAAAAAAAAAAACCCAAAACAAAUCAAUAAAUAAAGUGUUCAUUCGUUUGACUCGAUAUAAAUAACCAGUCCGGUUUGAAUUAAAGCGCACGCUUGUAUCACGUUACUGUCGGUUAAAUUUACGCUUUGUUUAUACACAAAGCCCCGAAAAUCCACCGCGGUAAUUCUUCACGAUCGACGCCGUGGAUCGUUGCAGCGCUGACGGUCCCACAGAGGGCUGGGCGAUGUGACGCUGCUAUCACAUCAGCGUACUCCAGGACGUUUCUGUGGUGCGCGAUGUGCAUCACGAUGUGUAAUUUAGCUAACAAAACGGUAAUACGAUGAACUAAAAAACGUUCAACUGAGUGACGAUACUUUUCCUUAACUCCUACAAAGACAGAAAUAUUUUUUUCCGUCAAAUCGACGGCAUCCGUUCAGCACCGUUUCAUUUGUGCAUAACUAUACCAAAGGUAUUUCAGAAAAGUAUCGCUCAGUCAUUUAUCACGAUGUCGAUAUAUCGCCCAGCCCUUCUUCCACAUACCUGCGUGGUCCUGAUUUUGGGGAAGAAAAACAAAUCCAGACGUUCUUCAACCAGCUCGCUCUUUGACCCGUGUGUGUGUGUGUGCACGCGUGCGAGUGUGUGUGUGUGUAGUGCAGCGCAGCAGGUGGUGGGAUUCAGAUGGUGCGAGUAUAACGAUCCUCGCGCAUGUAUGUAAACAUGGCUACAUAUCAAAUGGAAAACGUUAUUUAUUUUUUUAUUUUGCGAAAGCCAGAAUCGCUCAAACUCCGCCCCCUGCUGGUGAUUUGUCCAUCCCUGAGCCAAACACAGCGUCUCACAACUGUGAGAGUUUUCUCCAUCUCGUAUGCUUGAACAUCUUCGUCAUCUCUCACGAUCACCACUAAAGCCGUCGUUUUAUUAAAUAACGACACGCACACACACACACGCACACGCAGCUGUUCAAUAAAACUGAAGUUUCCCAGAGCAGCUCUGCUUUUUCGAGUUCACACACCGUUUAUAUACCACUCUUCUUCUCUGCAGCAUCUCGUCAGAACGAUUCGAAAUAUUCUCAUUUCCCGAGACGGCGUGAAUUCGGCGCGAGUACGUCCGAGUUUUAAUUUUUAAAUUUUUUUUAUUUUUUUAAACCUUUUCUUGUCGUCCGUUUUCAUUCCGACGAUGUACGGAAAGACGAGCGUUUCCCGAUAACGAAAACCAGCGUACGCAGAACCCGUACGCACGCGUCUCACGAGCGCUGCGAGAAACUUCCGCACGGAGUUCGGUCAGCGUUCCUGAUUUCAGUCGUCCCUCGUUUGAAGAGGAGAUUUAUCAUUAUAUUAUAAUAAUAAUAAUAAUAAUAAUAAUAAAGCAAAUCAGAGCUAAUCCUCGUAAAUGUUGGUUCAGACGUCCUGAUGAUUUUGUUUGUUACUGUCGCACUGUCAGUAUUUGUUGCUUUUCUAUUAUUUUGGAAAAUAGAAAAAAAAAAACUUUUUUUUUUUCUUUUUUUUUUUUUUUUCUCUUUUUUUUUAACCACACUCAUCCAAACGCUUUAUGUUGAACAUUUUCCUCUUUCUUCUUCACUCGGUAUAAAUGUCAGAGAAAUGUCCUGACGUUUAUAUAAAAAAAAAAAAAAAAAAAUUAAGCGAAAGCUUCUCUGUUUGGUUUGUGCUUCCUAACAGAAUACAGCGUAUUUGUCUCUCACCUCAGCUUUUUUUUUGUUUUUGUUUUUUUUUGUUUGUUAAAUUUUCAAAUAAAGAAAACUGUGACAAAGCUGUUUCGACUGUAGUUUAGUACUAGGUCUGAGUUCAUCAUCAUCGUAAUAAUAGAAACCGAAAAGGCUACUUGUAUUUGAAAAAUGCGGCCUUUCCCUCUCGGCUCUGGGCCUCCUGUGGGGAGGAAUGUGCACUGUAACCGGAAAGCAAACAUGAAAUAAAGGAGGAAGCAAUCUU
Messenger RNA from Ictalurus furcatus (blue catfish), 7464 nucleotides. RefSeq names its product ubiquitin specific peptidase 10 (gene usp10). The transcript has 15 exons. Gene Ontology annotation, biological process: protein deubiquitination; regulation of autophagy; DNA damage response, signal transduction by p53 class mediator. NCBI's taxonomy places the organism in Eukaryota, Metazoa, Chordata, Actinopteri, Siluriformes, Ictaluridae. The coding region runs from base 120 to 2906 and encodes 928 amino acids. Gene Ontology annotation, cellular component: nucleus; cytosol. Gene Ontology annotation, molecular function: cysteine-type endopeptidase activity; cysteine-type deubiquitinase activity. The record is from RefSeq and is a predicted model, not a curated record.